Sporisorium graminicola is the source of this 690-nucleotide messenger RNA. RefSeq lists its product as uncharacterized. Gene Ontology annotation, molecular function: L-methionine (R)-S-oxide reductase activity. The record is from RefSeq and is a predicted model, not a curated record. Gene Ontology annotation, cellular component: cytosol. Bases 1 to 690 code for a protein of 229 amino acids. NCBI's taxonomy places the organism in Eukaryota, Fungi, Basidiomycota, Ustilaginomycetes, Ustilaginales, Ustilaginaceae. The transcript has a single exon.
AUGGUGCACGCAGAUGCAGCAGCGCUGCCGUCCUACGUCGUGUCCAAGACCGACUUCUACGACCACCUCGAGUCCUCGCUCCUCUCGCUCAUCGAGCCGUCUACAGACUGGGUCAGUGCGCUCUCGAAUGCAGCCUCGGUGAUCUUCAACUCGAUGAACCGCUUCCCGCUCUGGCACGAGAAGCGCGUCAACUGGGCAGGCUUCUACAUGCUCUCGCCGCUGCUGCCCUCGGAGCUGGUGGCUCGCAAGCCGCGCGCCAAGCCCACGCUGCUGCUGGGACCGUUCAACGGGCUGCCAGCGUGCCAGCUGAUUUAUUCCGUGCCGGGAAGGGGCGUGUGUGCAGAUGCGUCGAGCUUGCUGCCCCCGCGCGUGGUCAGGGUCGCAGAUACCGAGGCGUACCCGGGCCAUAUCGCGUGCGACUCGCUGAGCAAAUCCGAAAUCGUCGUUCCGCUCGUCAUCCCCCGCAACAGGCUGCCACAGGUCCACCGCGAUGCCCUCGACCAGCAGUCCCCGCUCCAGGGCCACCCCACCGAACAGCCAGACAAGUCCUGGUCAGGCAGAGGCUCCAGCGAACACAUCAUCAUCGGUGUGCUCGAUAUCGACUGCGAGUCGUUCAACGGCUUCGACGACGAGGACGAACACAGGCUCCAGAGGAUCGCAAACUUGAUCGUCGAGCGUUCCGCCUGGUAA